Messenger RNA from Diaporthe citri, 1206 nucleotides. RefSeq lists its product as uncharacterized. The coding region runs from base 1 to 1206 and encodes 401 amino acids. The transcript has 2 exons. The record is from RefSeq and is a predicted model, not a curated record. NCBI's taxonomy places the organism in Eukaryota, Fungi, Ascomycota, Sordariomycetes, Diaporthales, Diaporthaceae.
AUGUCCGUCUUUGCUGUCAACCCAUUGCUCCAGCGAGCACUCACUACCAGCCUCAGAACAGAGCGCGAAGACGUUAGAUUGUCGACUGCCACAGCCACAGACGUUCGGUCGUUGCAGGACAUGAACUUCACAGGCGCCUAUACGGAUUCUUUCUACGAUCCCGUCCAACUAUCCCCCUCAAUGACCCAGAUUAUGCAACAAUUUUCCGACCGGGAACCGCUAACGGGAGCCAUUUCUGGCUGCACUGGGAAUUGUUCCGGGACACUUGCAGCUGCUGGAAUCGAUUUCCGAUGCAGCAUAGUUCGCAACACCAGUUUCGCUGCCAACUUCAGAAACGGGGCAGGUGGCACCACACAAGUUUUCAAAACCGGAACAAAUGUCAUGAACUACCACACCGGUGCGAACUUCAAUUUGACCGUAUUCUAUGCCGAGACAGACAUAAGUGAUGGCGAUGGUUCGGAAUACGAUACAAUGAAAUCAUACCACGGAGUGUCAACAACUGUCACCCGUGUUCUUCAACACGCAGUUGUCGCCUAUCCGUUUUCGCAGAGAGAGGGAGUCAUCACGCCCGAAACUAAACGAGCCAAGGUUCGCCUCCUCUCCACGGAGCCCGCUCUCAUGAACAAUAUGCCAUCCGACAACAGAGGUCCCGUAUUUGGCGGCUUGGAGACGGAUGGGAAUUCUGCACCAGCGGGCCGCUUACGGCGCCCUGGGCGAGCUAUCUUGUCCGCGGCGCCGCCGCAGGGACUUGUGCUGUUUGCGUUCAGGUAUCCUACCGAUGGCACCAUUUCCAAGCUCAACGAGAUCAUGUUCCGCGUGGCCGUGGAGGCGCCGAAUGCUUCCAGCCCCUGGACCGAGUUUGACGCUCAGCAGCAGACCGUGUUUAUCAUCUACGAGUCUCGAUAUGUGUAUCUAUGGGGGGCGUUGGCCAUCACGGUCUUGGCUGUGGUGGCAGUAGUACGGACGGGUGCCGGAUUCCAUAACCUUGGCCGCCCCUUUUCGUUCAGCCCGAUUGAGAUUGCGACCGCUUUCGAUUCUCAGAUUCUUCAAAAGCCGGGAACUUCGAAUAUGGAUAUCAAAGAGUUGAUGAGUAUUUACUGCAAUACCGGAGUCGAAUACACGUCGACCGAUAGUUCCUACCAGGGGGAGGGGGGGUCUGAUGCAGUACGGAUGGGUCACGGUAAAUCUGCGGUGAAUUCACCGUGA